Molecule: messenger RNA, 2639 nt
Organism: Porites evermanni
Lineage: Eukaryota; Metazoa; Cnidaria; Anthozoa; Scleractinia; Poritidae
Source: the annotation of a GenBank genome assembly
AUGUUUAUAACCGUAAGAUAUGGAGGUAUGCUCUCAUUUCUUCUUGUAAACCGUUUAACUUCGAUUUUAAUACUGCGAAUCUGACUUCGUGACUGAGCGAUGUUAAAAAUUUAUGUUUACACGCGAUGAGGCGACGUGUUGCAUCUCACAAACGUCACGAGGAAGUAAUUGCGCUCCUUGCUUUCGGUUUUAGAUUGUCAAGAAGCUCUUUUUAACCCAAAUUGUAUGACAAAAGUUCUUUUAGAAGACAUCAAAAAGAGGUGCCGACGAGGAAGAGAAGGUUGGUUUCUAGUCACUUGUUUAAACUAAGCUUUCGUCAGCUGUUGUUUGUUGAGUUUAUGUUCAAUAUCUCAAGCUGUUUGUUCGAUGCUUGUAUUUGGAAAUGUUUGUGUUUUCUCAGAGAUAAUUGACCUGUCGGAUGAAUCGGGCAAUCUAAAGAAUCUUUUGGAGCAUAAAAGUGAAUAUGCCACUGAAAUUCUCAAAGCUCGACACUCGUUUAUUCUGAUUAGAGUUGACAGUGAGUAUUAAUUCUAUACUUUUGACAUGUUUUUUUAUCUUUACGCCGUUGUUGCACUGUAAGAUGAUUUAUUUGUUUGAAAAGCGAAAUACGAACUUGUUAUUCAAACGGCUUAGAUUUUUAAAAACUUAUAAUAAGUCGCCGACAUCAUAUUUUUGGUACUCCAUGAAAGUAGACGCAGGAAUAAUGGAAUGGAGCAUGGAACACGGACUUGAGGAACAUGCGGAACCUACUAAAAUUUAGAGUUCAAGUAUUGAAUUAUUUUCCCCUAGAAUAGCAGAACAAGCAAAAUAUGCGAGCUUCAUCAAAAUUAUUGCUUGCCUUUCCAUGUCAAGAUGAUUUUCAUUGAAACGGUCAUAUAAAUUCCCUUGCUCUACAUCACAGUCAAAACUCUGUUAAAACAAAAACUGAGAGGGGCCAUAAAAAGUGUCUGCAUUAAAUGGGUUGAAUUUAGAGAAAAUCUUAGGACUUUCUUCCCCCAGGGACAAAGAAAACUAUCUGUAAUAAUUAGGUGUUGAAAGUGGGUGUCUUUGAAGUGGGAUUUGACUGUAUGGUGGUGCAUUUUUAACUUUAGGGAUCUAAGGUGGGGGGGGGAGGGGGUAAAUACAUAGAAGGUAUUUAAAAGAGAGAGGCGUUUAUUGUCAUAUCUUUAACAAAUUCACUAAUAUGCUUUGCAAAAAUAUCAAGAGAGUUUAUAAGUAAUUUAUUUUUGUUUUUAAUAAAGAAAAAGAAGGAGAUGAAGUAUCAACAUACACUCCACUUCUUAAUGACAUCAAGACAAUAACAUCUACCUUCUUGCGUAAGUAAAUAACAACAGUAAAUUUAUCAUGACAAUGAUACUGAUAAUGGUACUAAAUUACUUAAUUUAGAAUUUAGAAGUGAGUGGAAGAUGUGAAAUGUUACUGAAAAUUACUGAAAUUUGAAAGACAACAGUCCUAGGUGACCAAGGUAAAGAGGUCUAUAUUAAGGCCAAAGGUCUCUCUAUUUAAGCCCAGUAAAUUGGGCUGGCUUAGUCAACCAUGCCACACCAGUCCUGUGUUCAUAUGAGAAAUUUAAGUCUGGUAAAAUAGGGUAUGUUUAUCAAAAAAAUGAGUAAUUUAUAUAGAAAAGUCGUGCUUUUCUUUACUGUAGUCCUGAAAGUUUUUAAAUGAUUUUUAUGUAAAAGAAAUUUUCAGGUGCUUUCUUUCAAUAAAGAUGUACAGUCACAUAUUUGAAAGAGUUUUUAUGUUUCGGCCAGCCAGUCUGGGAAGUUUGUAUGGCAAAAUUCCAGCCUGGCCAAAGAACUAUUAGAUUCAGUAAAAAAAAAAAAAAGUGCCAUAAAACUUGGAGACUGGGACCUCAAACCUGGAGGUUUCCAAAAUAUUUGUCAAAUAAAACCUAGGCUAAAUUACCAGCCACUGUUCAGGAAAAUGAGCCCACACUCAUCCCCCUGAAGGAGUGGCUGGACACAUGCGAUCAGUCGUCUCUCUUCAGGGAGGACCAAAGACCGGACCCGGGAGACAGCGGAAAUCAAGCCUUAUAAAACCAAAAAGGCAGAUUAUUUUUGUCAUGGUGUUCUUUACUCUAUUAGUUGUCUCUGUUGUACCCUGUUGUUGCUUUUAUGGGAUUUGUAAGAAGAUUCUGUUUCACCGUCUACGUCGAUCGAUAGGACCCCGAGUAGCCAUUUUGAGUUUGCUAUAAAGCUUUCCCUGAGACCUUAGGCAACCUAUGUUUCACAGGAAUGAGUUUGGAAUUACACCCAUGUUUCCCCAAAAAUUAGAUUGAUACAUUAUAUUAUAUGAUGACAGAUUUUUUUAAUUCACCUGAUUCCUUUUGGAAUUUUCUGGUAAUGUUGAGAUUUACCGUCUCACUGUGAGAUUUGGAGGCCAAAUCAUGAGACCAUGAGUUGUUAGCCCAAACCGUGAGAGUUGGAAGGUAUGAGGUUACUAAAUGAGCAUUCUCUUACAAACAAUAUUUGUUUGUUGCUGCAGAACAUCUGACCCGGCCACAAAGCAGUCAAAGUAUAACCAGCUCACCAAGUCGACAGGGAAGACGCAAAUCAAGUGGUAACUGGGCAAAAGCCAGAACAAGUGUGGCACUGAGUGGAGAACUCAGGAAGCGAGCAAGAAUGAAAAAAUCAUGA